AGAAUUCGAACUUUGAUACCCACAAUGCAUCGAGCGAGAGGUGGGGCUUCUGGAGUGUUAUAAAUAAUGCGCUCUGUUUACACCAAAGUUAGCUUUUUGGAACUUUUUGUUUUGUCCAGUACAUCCAUCAAAAUGUUCAAUUUAUGCAGAAGUCUGACGAAUCUUUUAUAAUCCCUCGAGGAGAGAUCGUGUCAAGGCUAGCGCUGAAUGUUUUUCUAAGAUCUUUGUUUUUUUCAAUACUUCUUUUUGUUUGUUUUUCUUUGCAAGAGACGACGACUUAUCAACUGGGAACUUUAUUUUAAAGAUCUUUGAGCACAUAUUUCAAAGGUAGCAGCAAUGGUGUUGAUGCUGGGCCGGAGAUUGAACAGGGAGGACUCUGGGAUCAGAGACUCCCCAGCUGUAAAACGAAAGGUCUUUGAAGUUGAAUCCAAAACCUCAGGUGGUCAGGAGAUCUUGGACUUCUGCUCUGGAUCAUCACAUUCAGAGGGCAUCCUGCAGGUGUUUAACGAGUUCCGUGAUAGCCGCCUCUUCACGGAUGUGGUCAUCAGCGUUCAGGGCCGUGAAUUCCCCUGCCACCGCGCAGUUCUCUCCGCCUCCUCUUCGUAUUUCAGAGCCAUGUUCUGUAACGAUCAUCGCGAGAGCCGCGAGAUGCUGGUUGAGAUCAAUGGCAUUCUGGCUGAAGCCAUGGACUCCUUCCUCACCUACAUUUACACUGGCCGUGCCAAGAUUACCACAGAGAAUGUCCAGUUCCUCUUUGAAACCUCCAACCUCUUCCAGAUCACCACUCUGCGUGAUGCUUGUGCAAAGUUUCUGGAGGACCAGCUGGACCCAUGCAACUGCCUGGGCAUUCAGCGCUUUGCAGAUGCGCACUCUCUGAAGCAGCUCGCCAGCCGCUGUCGCACUUACGCCCUGGCCAACUUCUCAGAAGUGGCCCAGCACGCAGAGUUCCUUGACCUACACAAAGGAGAGCUGGAAGAGUACCUCAACAGUGACGACCUGUCUGUAAGUAAGGAGGAGAUGGUGUUCGAGGCCGUCUUGCGCUGGGUCUAUUAUUCUGUGGAGCAGAGAAGGCCAAUGCUGAAGGAUUUGCUGGAGCAUGUUCGCCUGCCCCUGCUCCAUCCCAACUACUUCGUCCAGACGGUUGAGGGAGACCAGCUCAUCCAGAAUGCUCCCGAGUGCUACCAGCUCCUCCACGAGGCCAGACGCUACCAUGUGCUUGGAAACGAAAUGAUGUCACCCAGAACCCGCCCACGCAGAUCGACUGGCUACUCUGAGGUGAUUGUGGUGGUCGGUGGCUGUGAGCGGGUCGGGGGGUUCAACCUGCCCUACACUGAAUGCUUUGACCCAGUCAUUGGAGAAUGGAAGUCCCUGGCUAAACUGCCCGAAUUCACCAAGUCCGAGUACGCUGUGUGCGCCUUGCGCAAUGACAUCUUGGUGUCAGGCGGGCGCAUUAACAGCAGGGACGUGUGGAUGUACAACUCCCAGCUAAACCUGUGGAUGAAAGUGGCUUCUCUCAACAAAGGCCGCUGGAGACACAAGAUGGGUGUCCUGCUAGGCAAGGUGUACACCGUCGGCGGUUACGACGGCCAGAGCCGCCUCAGCAGCGUGGAGUGUUAUGAUUCCUUCUCGAACCGCUGGACUGAAGUGGCACCCCUGAAGGAGGCAGUCAGCUCUCCAGCUGUGGCCAGCUGCGCUGGCAAGCUCUAUGUCAUUGGAGGAGGCCCGGACGAUGAAACUUGUUCAGACAAGGUUCAGUGCUAUGAUCCAGAGACAAACACCUGGUUACUGAGAGCCAACAUCCCCAUCGCCAAGCGCUGCAUCACAGCAGUGUCUCUGAACAACAUGAUCUACGUCUGCGGCGGCCUCACCAAGUCCAUUUACUGCUACGACCCCCAGAGUGACUACUGGAUGCUUGUUCUUCACACCUUCAACAAACAGGAGAGCUGCGGCAUGUCGGUGUGCAACGGAAAGAUCUACAUCCUCGGAGGCCGCAGCGAAAGCGGCGAAUCCACAGACACGGUGUUGUGCUACGACCCGUCGACGAGCAUCAUCACCGGCGCGGCAUCCAUGCCCCGGCCGAUCGCCUACCACGGCUGCGUAACCAUCCACCGCUACAACGACAACUAUUACAAGGCAUGACCGUAGCAUGCAACCAGAGACACACAAUGGCGCCUAAACUCUUUAGGUACACCACACUUACAACCUUUAAACAGACAAAUGAACUGGUUGGGUUUACUGUACAGUAUGGAACGCAUCAUGUAGCAGUUGUGACUCUUCUAUUUGUUCAGCAGACAUAAUCCUUCUUUUUUCAUAGCAACCUGAGCUAAAGGAGAACCAAAUCACUGUGGCGAGUUUGACAAAAGAGAAAUCAAUCUGUCAUAAGUACAUACAUUUUACUGAUUAUUUCAUAUGCAAAUAAAACCAAAAAAAAGUUUUGUUUUUCCUUUUUUGCUAGCAGUCUGAGAUGAAUUUGUGGUUAAUACCAAACAUUAAGUACUCUUUAUGCAAAAACUGAUCAAAGACAGGAGAAUUUAGAUGUUUUUUUUUUUUUUUCUAAAAAGCAAAUCUUAAAAUUCCCCAACUGGAGAUAAGAGUGAUGUGUUUGCAGAAAAACAACCUUUCUGUACCUUUUUACAGUCCAACUAUACAUAUAACUACAAUAGACUGCAGUAAAGACCAAUAAAAGAGUUGUUCAGUGUUGAAUCUCUGACAUGUUCUCAACCCAAAGCAGAUCCAGGAAAGUCCGUUGACUUUUUUCAGUCUGUGCCACCGUCUCCUUUCUUCAUUUUUGAAAUAAUUAUUAUGAAUGUUUCUGACAUAUUCUUUACAUGUAUACACCAUUAAGUUAUAUUUGUAUGUGCCUUUUUUAUAUAAUUAGAUUUUUAUUGUGAUCUAUGUGGAUUGUUUCAGCUCAUUGAUGUUGUGGGGUUGUGGGUGAGUUUUUGUCGAUGUAAGACGCCUUUGUGGAUCAAACUUUGAAAAAGUGGUUUGCAUGUUGGAUGUGUGCGGAUCUGUGGGGGGGUUCUGACUCAGUCUGGAGCCAAGUGGGGUUAUCAUAGAGCUGAAGUGUUCAAGUGUUUUUUUUUUUUAUGCUGGCACCUCUCACCUAUACAUUGACCUUUAAAGAUCUAACUCGGGGUAACCAUGGAAACCUCCAGGUGCAAAUGUCUGUAUGCUGGUGUGUAGUUUUGUGUGCGUGUAAUUCACCUAGGGGGAGUUUGGAAUGACAAGACUUUUGGAUUGUGCGGCUCCCGGUCAGUAAACUCAAUAUUUACUAUACGUGGUGUUGAUAAACUAUAGAAAUUGCUGUGAGUAUGACUAUAAUCUGUUUUCUUUUUGUAUGUAUUUUUGUGUUUCUGAAACAAAGAGCCUCAAUUGUGCACUUUGACAUGAUGCUGUUUAUUGUGAAUUUCUGUUUUUACUGUAUCAGUAAUAUGUAUUUUUUUUACACAACAUUUAAAAACAACAAUUUAAAAAAAGGCUUUCUAGCUCCAGACAGUGAGGAGGUUUCCACUGUUGGGGACUGCACAAUGUUUUUGCAGGAACAGUAUGUUUUCCCUCAAAAUGGCCAAAGCAGUUGGGGGGGUGGCAUAAUUAAAAUAGUCUGCUGGGCAUGUUUGCUCUUUAUGAGCUGCAAAGCAAACAUCUUUAGACACUUAAGGCCCAUUUUUUAGUAACUUUAAAAGGUGACCACAUGAAUUGAAGAGUAAAAACACAGCAACACAAAUGGGUAUAUGUUAAAAAGAAAAAAAAAGUGGGUCUGUACUUUAAUAAGUACUCAAAGGGUUCAAACAUCAUUCUGUAAUGCUGAUUAAACAUUGUAUGUAUUGUAUGCUUUUGACAAGCCUAUCUGUUGUUUUUAAGUUUUUCUUAUUUUUUGGUUUGUUGUGGGAUUGUGUGUUAAGUUCCUUAAAUGUCAUUUAGAGAAGCCCUAAAAGCUGGUUAAGCAGGUAUCAUCCAGAAUGGAUGUGGUUCUGUUCAGUUGGGUUAAAAAAAACAACCUUCAUUGCGGCUGCAUGGAAGGUGGAAGUUUAAAUCUUUUCUCCCGCUGUCGUUAUUCCAGCAGUUUGAAAAGAGGAAACGGCUGUUCGUUAAUGCAGCUCAAAAAAAUCUGGGCUUUCUGUAAUGGAGUGAUGUAAUGUUUAACAACACUUCCUGCUCAGCACCUUGAGUGAGCGUGCCAGAGAGCUUUGGAUUACUGUAAACUGCUUUCAGUCAAAAUGUAAUGCCUGGCCUUUGUACGAGGAAAAUCAAUAAAGUUUCUCUUUCUAUUUGAA
Molecule: messenger RNA, 4277 nt
Organism: Oryzias melastigma (Indian medaka)
Lineage: Eukaryota; Metazoa; Chordata; Actinopteri; Beloniformes; Adrianichthyidae
Gene: klhl24a
Product: kelch-like family member 24a
Exons: 8
Coding region: 337-2139 (600 amino acids)
Molecular function (GO): protein binding
Source: RefSeq, a predicted model, not a curated record